Molecule: messenger RNA, 3141 nt
Organism: Nyctereutes procyonoides (raccoon dog)
Lineage: Eukaryota; Metazoa; Chordata; Mammalia; Carnivora; Canidae
Gene: ZSCAN1
Product: zinc finger and SCAN domain containing 1
Exons: 7
Coding region: 1664-3112 (482 amino acids)
Source: RefSeq, a predicted model, not a curated record
ACUCGCUCGCCUGCCGAGGCGCCGCCAUGAUGGAGCGGCCCUGGCCGGAGCGGAGCCCGCGCGCGGUGAGUCCGCCGCGGCCCGUCCGGCCGUCCCGCCGUCCCGCCGCUUGUCCCUCGUCCGUCAGUGCCUUCGUCGGACUUGGCCGGCCGGGGGAAGAGAUCGUGGGGGCGGGCCAAGGGCGCCAGAGUCGGCGGGCGCUGGCCGGGAUCGCGUUAGAGGAAGCGCGGGUGGAGACGAAUCCGGGCUCGGGCAGGAGGCGCAUCCCGAGGCCAGCGGCGGGGCCGAACCGGGUAAGCCUGGCCUGUCCACGUGGCUUUGAGUCCUGCCAGUGACACUCAGAGACUCCCUAGCAUCAAUCCAGGUUACCCUCAGAAUGGAUCUCCAGGACCCCGAAACCACGGCACUGUCCAUGUAGGCUUCAAGCCCUACCGUCCCCCCAACACACACACACAACUUCCCGGCGUCCUCAUCAGCCAGGGGUCCACAUUUGGUCCAGACCCCACAGGAGGACAUCGUUCCCCCAACUUGGGCCUCAGACACCCGCCGUAGCCUUAGGUGCCUUCAACUAGGAGUCCCCCUUGGCCCCUUCUAAAUCCCCCCCAUCAUCUCAGCUUCUCCCCACAUAGACUUCAUCCCAGGACCCUGGAGGGUGCUGAGGGGCUGCAGUUCUUCACCCUGGAGUCUGCCUGGGGCGCACUUCCCUGCUCACCGGAAAGAAGGGUAAGGUCUGAGAUCCCAGAGCACGAGGACUGCUUAAAUCCGUGGAGCUGCCAAACGAGCCCUUUUACUUUUUCAGAAAUACACAUGUGAAAGUGUUACUACAGCAUAAGAGUAUUUUUGCCUGUGGUCUCAGCAGGGGUGACGGAGCUUGUAAAUGCCCAGUCAGGCCAGCGGAAUCAAGAAGCAGGCUGGAAGACUGCUGGCAGGGCACAGCCCUCGUGAGUCGCCCUCCCUGCUUUUGUACACCUUUCCUUUCUUCCUGAUUGUAAAACCCACACACGUGCACAUGAAAAGUUCUCCAGAGGAUCAAGAAGGAAAAAGUCACAUGGAAUACUCCUCCACUUUUCACUUGUCAUAAGCAUUUCCCAUGUCAUUAAAAAUCCUUCCUAAAUGUUUUUGUUCUUUUUUUUUUUUUCUUCACAUUGAAGGUCACACAUGAUCAAAAUAACCAUUUAGGGGAGAUUAAGAGAAGUAUAAAGAACAUAGCAUAUGGCUGGCUACCAGUGGCCCUUUUUGGGACCCUCAUAUAUCAUUUCACAUCCCACUUUCCCCUGUACCUCAUAUCAUCCAUAUGUCAUGUGUGCUUCCCUUGCGCAUGUUAUGUUACUGUGUAUUUUGCAGUCAAAUUCUCCACCAUGUGGUGGGAGGGUAAUUGAUCUUACCAAGCUUAACUGUUGGGCACUUUUGUUGUGAUUCUUGGUGCCUAAAUCUUUGUCCCAAUUGCAGAUAAAUUUCACAGCAUGCGAACAUCCAGAAUGAUCUUGAUAUACAAGCUGCCACUUUGCUUUCCAGAAAGGUCGUGCCAGUUUGUACCUUCACUACUGGAUCAGCACAGAGUACAAACCCCUGACUGCUGACUGCAUCUGCCUGCUGCUACCUGUGUUUGGAGCUGCUGGGACUGUCCUGGGAUCCAGCCUGCUUGCCCUCUGAGGCCGGAGAGAUGCUCCCGUUGGCCAAAGCCCUUGCCUCCCCCAGGAGUCCCCAGACCUCAGCCCUGGGGGAGCAGGACAGGGCUUCUCAGCUGGCCAGCCCCGGGGAUGCUGAGGCCUGGCGCCUGCGUUUCCGACAGUUCCAGUACCGCGUGGCAGGUGGGCCACACCGUGCACUGGGCCAGCUCUGGAUGCUGUGCCGCCAGUGGCUGCGGCCUGAGGCACACUCCAAGGAGCAAAUGCUGGAGUUGCUGGUGCUGGAGCAGUUCCUGGGUGCGCUGCCCAGCAAGAUGAGGACCUGGGUGCAGUCGCAGGGUCCUCGCACCUGCAGAGAGGCCGCUAGCCUGGUGGAGGACCUCACACAGAUGUCGCAGCAGGAAGUUCUGGUAUCUCUCACCGACCACCAGGACAGGAGCAUCAGCGAGGAGGAAGACGGGAAGAGUCUGAGGUCCCAGAAAGACCUAUCCCAGGCAUCGGAGCUGGGGCUCCCCCAGGAGGGCGAGUGGCCGCAGCCUGCCCAGCCCCAGCGAAGUCCCCACACCAGGGCGGGGGCGGAGGCAUCCUGCACCCUGGGCUCACUCGGGCUUCGGCCUCCUAGCAUGAAGGCAGACACACAGAAGAUGCUGCAGCAUGGGGUCCCCUCAGCUGCCUGCCCAGGCCUGGGCUGCUUGCCUCUGAAGCCUAGCGUCUGGGAUGAACCUCCCUGUGGGCAGACUGGGGACAGAGCCCUGAGGAACAGACACUCCCUCCCCAGGCUGGCCCAGGACACACCUCAGGCUUCAGAAGAGGGUGUAAGGCAGGCAGGGGCUACCCCCAAGGACGCUGUGCUUAAGGGCACCAGAGGCCAAGGGCCUGCACCAGAGGGGCCCCUGCACCUGAGCCCUCAGCCCAGCCUGGUUGCAGACCCCACCCUCCCAGGUGCUCAGAGCACCAGUCCCCCAAAGAGACUUGGGGACCGCGAUGUCGGCAGCACUCGCCUACCCUUACUCAAAGACACUAAAGCCUCCCCUGGAGAAGCGGGACAACCGGCUGCUGCCCCCUCCUCGGGGAGCCCAGCAGCAACCCAAGUCCCCUCAGGGACGCGGCCCUUCGCGUGUGCCGAGUGCGGGGAGGUCUUCACCUGGGUCACUCACUUCAUCGAGCAUCAGAAGCGCCACCUGGAAGAGGGGCCCUUCCCGUGCCCCGAGUGCGGCAAGGCCUUUCUGCACGCUUCCGUCCUGGGGGAGCACCGGAAGAUCCACCUGCUGCAGCAGCCGCGCAAGAAGCCCCGGCGCGGCGGGGGCGAGGGGCCAGGGGAGGCCGGCCCCUUGGAAGCGGCCGGGCAGGCUCAGGACACGGACGGAGACCCGCGCGGGGAGGCCGCUGGAGGAGAGCGGCCCUUCGAGUGCGGCGUCUGCGGGAAGGCCUUCCCCUGGAUGGUCCACCUCCUCGACCACCAGAAACUGCACACUGCGCAGUGAGCGGACGCGCGCCCCGCGCGACAGCGACC